GUUAACCCACUGUUCCUAGGCCGUCAUUGAAAAUAAGAAUUUGUUCUUAACUGACUUGCCUGGUAAAAUAAAAAUUUUAAAAAAUACUGUUGAUGUCAUGGAUUGGCAUUCUUUCCUCCAACUCCAUCACUAAAACAGUGAAAGGCUGACGGGCGUUGUUGUUGUUGUUGUUGUUUGAACGGCAGAUUUAACCCCGUUAAAGGGGCGAUUGUGGAUUUUGUCUGUGCCCACCCGGAUCUGUGUUUGUUUUGAUUUGUGUCCUUUCUUUAUGAGUUGUUAGGUAGAUUAUUAAGGGUGUUUUAUGAACCAAAAUGAGGCAUCAUUUGGCUCCAGUGUAAAAUGAAUUUGUUCCUCUGCAGUCGACUGUCAAUUUCUCAGCCCCGAGGUACAGUACAUUCCAGGGCUGUGUCUGUAGAUGAAAAGACUCCAGUUCACUAAAGAGGGCAAGUGGAGACAGGUUCCACAUGCCUACCCAGGAAGGUAUCAGUGGGACAAAUGACCUACAUUACCUCAUCUACCAGUGGUGGAUACUAAAACGUAUUUUUCUCUAAACGGGUGGAGUACGUCAGUGUAUAUUGGGCAGAAGGUCCCCAGUUUGUCUGGAUCAGAACGGGACCUACUGUGUUUUAACAGGGACAUUGUAAAGUCAACAUCUGGAGUCAAUAUCGGCCUAUUCACAACGGCUAUUUUCUGACCUUGUUCCUGUAAAGAAUGACAGCGGGGGAAAGAAAUGGCGGAGAAAUGGUUGUGGAUGUUAAUACCACGGAGGGGAUGCUGGAGCUCACGUGGGAAAGGUGCUGGACAAGAGGGAGAACGACAUGUGAGAGCCAAUGACAGGGACUACAAUGAAAAGUUCCCAUAUGCUGACAAUCACAUCAGAACCUGCAAGUACAAUAUCUUCACCUUCCUGCCCAUCAAUCUGUUUGAACAGUUCCAGAGAGCAGCUAAUGCAUACUUCCUAGUGCUGCUCAUAUUACAGUUGAUCCCUGAGAUCUCCUCCCUGUCCUGGGUCACUACCACUGUGCCUCUGGUCAUGGUGCUGUUGAUCACUGCAGUUAAAGAUGCCACUGACGACUAUUUCAGGUAUAAAAGCGAUCAGCAGGUCAACAGUCGUCAGUCUCAGGUACUCAGGGGAAAUCUACAGAAUGAGAAGUGGAUGAAUGUACGCGUGGGAGAUAUCAUCAAGCUGGAAAACAAUCACUUUGUGACAGCUGACAUUCUGCUGCUCUCUAGUAGUGAACCAUAUGGACUGUGUUACAUAGAAACGGCUGAGCUAGACGGGGAGACCAAUCUGAAGGUUCGUCAGGCUUUGACCGUGACCUCAGACUUGGGAGCAGACAUAACAAAGCUGGCUGACUUCAAUGGAGAAGUUAUCUGUGAGCCUCCCAACAACAAGCUGGACAAGUUCACAGGUACUCUGUACUGGAGAGAUAACAAGUACCCCCUGGAUAAUGAAAAGAUGCUGCUGAGAGGCUGUGUGCUCCGGAACACGGAGUGGUGCUUCGGAAUGGUCGUCUUUGCUGGGCUGCAAACCAAACUGAUGCAGAACUGUGGGAGGACUAAAUUCAAAAGGACCAGCAUUGAUAAACUGAUGAACACUUUAGUUUUAUGGAUAUUUGGCUUCCUAGUCUGCAUGGGUGUGAUCCUGGCUAUUGGCAACACCAUCUGGGAGCAGAAGGUUGGGAGGAGCUUCAGUGUCUAUCUCCUGUGGGAUGAACCAAUCAGAAACAACAAUGUGGUGUUCUCUGGGUUCCUCACCUUCUGGUCUUACAUCAUCAUUCUCAACACAAUGGUGCCCAUCUCUCUCUACGUCAGUGUGGAGGUUAUUCGUCUGGGCCACAGUUACUUUAUUAACUGGGACAGGAAGAUGUAUUACAUCCAGAAGGACACUCCAGCUGAGGCCAGAACCACCACGCUCAAUGAGGAGCUGGGUCAGGUGGAGUUUAUCUUCUCAGACAAGACAGGAACUCUCACACAAAACAUCAUGGUCUUCAACAAAUGCUCCAUCAACGGGAAGAGCUAUGGUGAUGUGUAUGAUGAAUUCGGCCAUAAAGUGGAAAUUACAGAGAGAACGGCCUGUGUAGAUUUCUCUUUCAACCCUCUGAGUGACAGGAAGUUUAAGUUUCAUGACCAUAGCCUGUUGGAGGCCAUCAAGAUGGAGGAGCCAUCAGUGCAGGACUUCUUCAGACUGCUGGCUUUGUGUCAUACUGUCAUGCCUGAGGAGAAGAAUGAAGGGGAUCUGGUGUACCAGGCCCAGUCGCCUGACGAGGGAGCCCUGGUCACGGCCGCACGGAACUUUGGCUUUGUGUUUCGUUCCAGAACCCCGGAGACCGUCACACUGUACGAGAUGGGGACGGCCGUCAACUACCAGCUCCUGGCCAUCCUCGACUUCAACAACGUGCGCAAGAGAAUGAGUGUCAUUGUGAGGAACCCAGCGGGCCACAUCAAGCUGUACUGUAAAGGAGCUGACACCAUCAUCUUCGACAGACUGGACCCGUCCAACCAUAUUCUCAUGAACACUACCUCAGAGCAUCUUUACGAGUUUGCUGGUGAAGGCUUGCGAACACUGGCCCUGGCCUACAAAGACCUAGAUGAGAAUGUAUUAGAGGAAUGGAUGAAGAGACUCCUGUAUGCCAGCACUGUGAUAGAGAACAGAGAGGAGGGACUGGCUGAUCUCUAUGAGGAAAUAGAGACAGGCCUCAUGCUCCUAGGAGCCACAGCAGUAGAAGACAAACUCCAGGAGGGGGUUCCUGAAACAAUCGCCUGUUUGACCCUGGCCAACAUCAAGAUCUGGGUUCUCACUGGGGAUAAGUUAGAGACGGCGAUGAACAUCGGCUACUCCUGCAACAUGCUGAGAGACGAUAUGAACGAAGUGUUUAUCAUAUCAGGACAUUCUGUCUUAGAGGUGCAGCAGCAACUCAGGAGUGCUAAGGAGCACAUCCUGGGCCUGGGUAGAGUCAGCGGUACUGUAGAUGUGGAGAAGACAGAUGACUUCUCAGACGAUUCUGUAUUUGAAGAAACCAUCAUAGCAGAGUAUGCCUUAAUCAUCAAUGGACACAGUCUGGCCCAUGCCCUGGAGCCUGAGCUGGAGCAGGUCCUUCUGGAGACUGCCUGUCUGUGUAAGACAGUGAUCUGCUGUAGGGUGACUCCCAUGCAGAAGGCCCAGGUGGUGGAGCUGGUCAAGACGAACAAGAUGGCUGUGACUCUGGCCAUAGGAGACGGAGCCAAUGACGUCAGCAUGAUCAAGACUGCUCAUAUAGGUGUAGGUAUAUCAGGUCAGGAGGGCAUGCAGGCUGUGCUAGCCUCCGACUACUCCUUUGCCCAGUUCCGCUAUCUGCAGCGUCUCCUACUGGUCCACGGCCGCUGGUCCUAUUUCCGCAUGUGCAACUUCCUGUUCUACUUCUUCUACAAGAACUUUGCCUUCACCCUGGUGCACUUCUGGUUCGGCUUCUUCUGUGGUUUCUCAGCUCAGACGGUUUAUGACCAGUGGUUUAUCACUCUCUUCAAUAUAGUCUACACAUCCCUGCCAGUUCUGGCCAUGGGGCUUUUCGAUCAGGAUGUGAACGAAGCCAACAGCCACCGCUACCCUAGCCUGUACCGUCCAGGACAGCUCAAUGUCCUGUUCAACAAAAGACAGUUCUUCCUGUGUACGCUACAGGGGGUGGGCACCUCCUUCCUCCUUUUCUUCAUCCCCUACGGAGCCUUCUGCCUCGUCGCCAGGGACGACGGAUCACACAUCUCAGACCAGCAGGCUUUCGCCGUCAUCAUAUCAACAUCCUUGGUCAUAGUGGUGAGCGUUCAG
Oncorhynchus tshawytscha (Chinook salmon) is the source of this 3802-nucleotide messenger RNA. RefSeq names its product ATPase phospholipid transporting 8B4 (gene atp8b4). Gene Ontology annotation, molecular function: ATPase-coupled intramembrane lipid carrier activity; ATP binding; ATP hydrolysis activity. Gene Ontology annotation, biological process: Golgi organization; phospholipid translocation. Gene Ontology annotation, cellular component: plasma membrane. The record is from RefSeq and is a predicted model, not a curated record. Lineage: Eukaryota; Metazoa; Chordata; Actinopteri; Salmoniformes; Salmonidae.